CAAUACUUUUUGAAACAAGAUUAUAACAAACAAUCAAAUGCGGUUUCGAACUUUAUUUUGUUUUCUAGGAUUAUUUGCUUUAGCAACGGCUCAAGCCCUGCCAGCAACUACUACUGCUCUAAAAUUGGGAGAUCUCUUGGAAAGAAUCUCUAUACUGAUUCAGUUCAAUAUAUGUCCUUCAAACUUAUGUACCAAUAUAAACGCACAAAGUGGCAACAAAGCUGAUGGCACCAAAAUCGUAAGUGCCACAAGCGAAAACAUCAGUUCAGCAGCCAAUAAAAUUGUAGUGAUUAAUGGAUGCUUUGGUACUACAAACAACGUUGCCGCGGAGAGAUCAAGCGAUGUGAUUCAAUCUGCAAGUAGUGGUUGUACAACCAAUAACGUUGUAGCAGAAAGUGCAAAUAAUGUAAUUCAGGCUGUAGAAACAACGAAAACUGACAAUACAGUAGUUAGUGGAAGCACUAGUACUAAAGAAAAUGUUGCCACACAAAAGGAAAGCAAUGUUAGUGAAGCUGCAGAAACUACUAAAACUGAAAACGUAGUAGUUAGUGGAAGCACUAGUACUAAAGAAAACAUUGCCACAGAAAAAGAAAGCAAUGUAGUUGAAGUAGCAGAAACCACUAAAACUGAAAACGUUGUAGUAAGUGGAAGUGCUGAUACCAAAGAAAAUCUUGCUACAGAAAAGGAAAUCAUUGCAGUCCAAGUUGUAGAGCCUACUAAAAGUGAAAAUGUGGUAGUAAGUGGAAGCAUUGGUACUAAAGAAGACGUGGCCGUACAAAAUGACAGUCAAGUUAUUGAAGCUGCAGAAACUACUAAAACUGAAAACGUAGUAGUUAGUGGAAGCACUAGUACUAAAGAAAACAUAGCCACAGAAAAAGAAAGCAAUGUAGUUGAAGUAGCAGAAACCACUAAAACUGAAAACGUUGUAGUAAGUGGAAGUGCCGACAAUAAAGAAAAUCUUGCUACAGAAAAGGAAAUCAUUGCAGUCCAAGUUGUAGAGCCUACUAAAAGUGAAAAUGUAGUAGUAAGUGGAAGCAUUGGUACUAAAGAAGACGUGGCCGUACAAAAUGACAGUCAAGUUAUUGAAGCUGCAGAAACUACUAAAACUGAAAACGUAGUAGUUAGUGGAAGCACUAGUACUAAAGAAAACAUAGCCACAGAAAAAGAAAGCAAUGUAGUUGAAGUAGCAGAAACCACUAAAACUGAAAACGUUGUAGUAAGUGGAAGUGCUGACAAUAAAGAAAAUCUUGCUACAGAAAAGGAAAUCAUUGCAGUCCAAGUUGUAGAGCCUACUAAAAGUGAAAAUGUGGUAGUAAGUGGAAGCAUUGGUACUAAAGAAGACGUGGCCGUACAAAAUGACAGUCAAGUUAUUAAAGCUGCAGAAACCACUAAAACUGAAAACGUAGUAGUAAGUGGAAGCAUUGGUAUUAAGGAAAACGUUGCUACUGAAAAGGAAAGCAACGUAGUCGAAGCUGCUGAAACCACCAAAACCGAAAAUGUAGUAGUAAGUGGAAGCAUUGGUACUAAGGAAAACGUUGCUACCGAAAAGGAAAACAAUGUAGUCGAAGCUGUAGAAACCACUAAAACCGAAAAUGUAGUAGUCAAUGAAAGCAUUGGUACUAAGGACAACGUUGCUACCGAAAAAGAAAGCAACGUAGUCGAAGCUGCUGAAACUAUCAAAACUGAAAAUGUAGUAGUAAGUGGAAGCACUGAUACUAAAGAAAAUGAUGCUACAGAAAAGGAAAUCAUUGCAAUCCAAAUUGUAGACCCUGUUAAAAGUGAAAAUGUGGUAGUAAGUGGAAGCAUUGGUACUAAGGAAAACGUUGCCACCGAAAAGGAAAGCAACGUAGUCGAAGCUGUAGAAACCACCAAAACCGAAAAUGUGGUAGUAAGUGGAAGUGCUGAUACCAAAGAAACCACAGCUGUAGACAACGCAAGUACCGUAAUUAAAACCGAUGAAACUACCAAAACCGAAAAUGUAGUAGUAAGUGGAAGCACUGAUACUAAAGAAAAUGAUGCUACAGAAAAGGAAAUCAUUGCAAUCCAAAUUGUAGACCCUGUUAAAAGUGAAAAUGUGGUAGUAAGUGGAAGCAUUGGUACUAAGGAAAACGUUGCCACCGAAAAGGAAAGCAACGUAGUCGAAGCUGUAGAAACCACCAAAACCGAAAAUGUGGUAGUAAGUGGAAGUGCUGACACCAAAGAAACCACAGCUGUAGACAACGCAAGUACCGUAAUUAAAACCGAUGAAACUACCAAAACCGAAAAUGUAGUAGUAAGUGGAAGCACUGAUACUAAAGAAAAUGAUGCUACAGAAAAGGAAAUCAUUGCAAUCCAAAUUGUAGACCCUGUUAAAAGUGAAAAUGUGGUAGUAAGUGGAACCAUUGGUAGUAAGGAAAACGUUGCCACCGAAAAGGAAAGCAACGUAGUCGAAGCUGUAGAAACCACCAAAACCGAAAAUGUGGUAGUAAGUGGAAGUGCUGACACCAAAGAAACCACAGCUGUAGACAACGCAAGUACCGUAAUUAAAACCGAUGAAACUACCAAAACCGAAAAUGUAGUAGUAAGUGGAAGCACUAAUACUAAAGAAAAUGAUGCUACAGAAAAGGAAAUCAUUGCAAUCCAAAUUGUAGACCCUGUUAAAAGUGAAAAUAUGGUAGUAAGUGGAAGCAUUGGUACUAAGGAAAACGUUGCAAUCGAAAAGGAAAACAACGUAGUCCAAGCUGCAGAAACCACCAAAACUGAAAACGUAGUAGUAAGUGGAAACAUUGAUACUAAGGAAAACGUUGCCGCAGAAAAGGAAAACAGCGUAGUCGAAGCUGCUGAAACUACCAAAACCGAAAAUGUAGUAGUAAGUGGAAGUACUGAUACUAAAGAAAACGUAGUUACCGAAAAAGAAACCAAUGAAACCACCAAAACCGAAAACGUAGUAGUAAGUGGAAGCACUGAUACUAAGGAAAACACUGUUACCGAAAAGGAAAACAAUGUAGUCGAAGCUGCAGAAACCACCAAAACGGAAAAUGUAGUAGUAAGUGGAAGCACUGAUACUAAAGAUAACACUGCUGUAGACAGCGCUAGUAACGUAGUCAAAACCGAAGAAACCACCAAAACUGAGAACGUAGUAGUUAGUGGAUCUACUGGUACUAAGGAAAACAUUGUUACAGAAAAGGAAACCAAUGUAGUUGAAGCUGCUGAAUCCACCAAAACUGAAAACGUUGUAGUUAGUGGAACUACUGGUGCUAAGGAAAACGCUGCUACAGAAAAAGAAAGCAACGUAGUCGAAGCUGCAGAAACCACCAAAACCGAAAAUGUAGUAGUUAGUGGAAGCACUGGAGUUAAAGACAACACUGCUGUAGACAGCACAAGUAACGUAAUCAAAACCGAAGAAACCACCAAAACUGAAAACGUGGUAGUUAGUGGAAGCACUGAUACUAAGGAAAACGUUGCUACAGAAAAGGAAAACAAAAUAGUCGAAGCUGCUGAAACCACUAAAAAUGAAAACACCGUUGUUAGUGGAAGCAUUGAUAGUCAAAAUAAUGUUGCGGCUGAUAGUGCAAGUAAAGUAGUAGAAGCUGCGGAAAGUACUAAAACUGAAAAUGUGAAGAACACUGAAAACAAUGUUAAUUCUGGUAAAGUUGAAUUGGGCGACAAAAAUGUCUCUUCUGAUAAUACUGGAACGAAGAAUUCACAUGGUCAUUGGUGGGGUAAAUACAGAAGUGGCAGAAGCAAAAGUCGUAGCAGAAAAGAUCGAAGAUCAAGGCAUAGCCGAGGACGUGGCCGAGGACGUGGUACAGCUAAAGACGAAAAUGUAAACAAUGAUAGCACUGCUAUUAAAGACAAGACAGAUGAAGAAAAGAGUUUGAACAAAGAUUCUUCUACUGAUGGAACUGAAAAGAAACAAUCACGCCGAGGUCGUUGGGUUCGGUUCUGGGAGGAAAAUGAAGGCGAUGAAAAAGAAGACGUAGCUGAUAAAAAUGAUUCUUCUGAUGAAACUGAAAAGAAACAAUCACGCCGAGGUCGUUGGGGUCGCUAUUGGGAUGGUAAAAGUCGCAGACAUAGUAAAAGAGAACGAAAAUCAAGAAAGAGUAGUCGAGGAAGCAGACGUCGGGGAAAUAAUAAAAAUGCUGCAGAAAAGGAAAGCAACGUAGUCGAAGCUGCUGAAACUACCAAAACCGAAAAUGCAGUAGUCAGUGGAAGCAUUGGUAGUGAAGGAAAUGUUGCCACAGAAAAAGGAACCGAUGUAGUCGAAGCUGCUGGAGCUACUAAAAAUGAAAAUGUUAAGGAUAGUGAAAACAACACUAACGUUGAAAAGGAAGAGGCAAAUAACAAUAAUGCUUCUUCUGAUGAAACUGAAAAGAAAAAAUCACGCCGUGGGCGCUGGGGUCGCCACUGGGAUCGUAGAAGUCGCAAACAGAAUAAAAGAGAACGAAAAUCAAGAAAGCACUCACGUAGACGUGGGCGUCGCGACUCUACUAAAAAUGAAAAUGAAGGAAAUAAAGACAACGUUGCAGUAGAAAAGGAAAACAAUGCAAACAAAGCUGCAGAAAUUUCGAAAACUGAAAACACAGUAGUCAGUGGAAGCAUUGGUGCUGAAGGAAAUAUUGCCACAGAGAAAGUAAGCAGUGUAGUCGAAGCGGCAGGAGCUAUUAAAACUGAAAAUGUAAACGAUAGUGAGAACAAUGCCAAUGAAAGUGCAAAUGUUCAAAAGGGAGAGGUAAAUAACAAUAAUGCUUCUUCUGAUGAAACUGGAAAGAAACAAUCACGCCGUGGGCGCUGGGGUCGCCAUUGGGAUCGUAAAAGUCGCAAACAGAAUAAAAGAGAACGAAAAUCAAGAAAGCACUCACGUAGACGUGGGCGUCGCGACUCUACUAAAAAUGAAAAUGAAGGAAAUAAAAACAACGCUGCAGUAGAAAAGGAAAACACAGUAGUCAGUGGAAGCAUUGGUGCUGAAGGAAAUGCCGCAGAAAGAUCAAGCAAUGUAAUCGAAGUGGCAGAAACUACUAAAACCGAAAACGUAAAGGAAAGUGUAAAUGACAGCAACGCUUCUUCUGAUAAAACUGUAGAGAAACCAGUUGGGCGUUGGGUUCGUUAUUGGGAUGAUGGAAGUGGUAAACCUACUAAAAUAGAGCCACUUCGCUAAAGUUGAGCAUUUUUGAAUAAAACUUAUUUGUUUGUGAAUAAAAUAUAAAUUAAAUAAAAUAUUAAAUACAUGA
Molecule: messenger RNA, 5210 nt
Organism: Teleopsis dalmanni
Lineage: Eukaryota; Metazoa; Arthropoda; Insecta; Diptera; Diopsidae
Product: probable serine/threonine-protein kinase DDB_G0282963
Exons: 1
Coding region: 38-5137 (1699 amino acids)
Source: RefSeq, a predicted model, not a curated record